This is a messenger RNA of Drosophila melanogaster (fruit fly), 1360 nucleotides long. It is a transcript of the gene lin-52, whose product is annotated as lin-52. NCBI's taxonomy places the organism in Eukaryota, Metazoa, Arthropoda, Insecta, Diptera, Drosophilidae. Gene Ontology annotation, biological process: regulation of DNA-templated transcription. The transcript is spliced from 4 exons. The coding region runs from base 75 to 548 and encodes 157 amino acids. Gene Ontology annotation, cellular component: DRM complex. The record is from RefSeq and is marked reviewed.
UUAGCCCACGGAUUUUUUGGCAUCUUUCCGUGUUUAUUUUCAAUAGUUUUUGGAGUUUUUCAACAUUAUCCGCGAUGAGCAACGCAGAGACAACUACGGAUUUGCUUUCUACAGAAACCAUUCUAAAAGCGGCGGACGAGGAAGUGGAGAAGGCUUCAGCGUCCAGCAGUAGUACGUUAUUGGCCGAAAAGGAUGUCCCGGAGGUCAAGGAGCGGCCCAUAACGCCGGAAGACGAGCUCAUCUCCAUGGAAACUCUGCGACCCUCACCUGUCCAAUGGCCAGAGCGUUUUCCCGGAAUGGACGAGUUCCUCUCCAUGAGCGACACGCCGAUGUACACGCGCAGCACCAACUACACCAGCAAUCUGACCGAUGAUGAUAUGGUUAAGAUUAAUGAACUAGCCCAGCUCCCUCCCGAGGAUCUGAUCGAUAAAAUAAAGUCAAUGCAUGAUGAAAUUUACCAGCUGGGACUGCGUGAGGCAAUGGAGAUGACUCGUGGGAAACUGCUGGGCAUCUUUGACCGGGAUCGCGCUCCUAAGCGGCAGCCAUGAGGCUGGAUGAUCCGAUCCCUAAGAAUGGGACUGUCGAGGAUCUCGUUGAAUUCGCAUUAGGAACAUAGGUGUAGUUUCAUAGUGUACAUAGUGCUAUUUUUAUAGUGAGUAAUGCGUGUUGUGAAUGAUUUAUCGCUAUUUUACAAAGAUAAAUAGGCAGGCGUUUGAACAGUAACUAACGUUUAUUUCCAUUAAAGCAUUUUGGGUCCUACACGUCGCUUGUAUUACAGAUACAUUUGAGGAGUCGGAGGAGAGAUGAAGUUGACGGAUUGGAGGGAAAGGAAUGCAGAAGGAUCUGGAGUUUUUGGAGAAGGCACAGUAGAUUUCGCUAUGCAGGGACAUUAACGCAACAAAUAACUCUGUCUAUGUGGGAUUGGAUGGAUCGGUUGCGCUCUAGUGCGUCCUAUUAAUACUUAACUAAAUGCUUUCGUUCGGAUUUAUGCAGUAGCCUUCCCCACGAUCCAUCCCAAUUUGGGAAAGUGUGUUGGUGCUGAUGGUGUGCUUACAUGCUGUUUCCCGUGAAUAUAUAUCCAGUAACGUGCAUCAAUUCCCAUUACUCCUGCCACUGCAUUCCGAAUCGCUGCUCAAAGGUGAUCCGGUUAAAGACGCCCGCAUCGGCCAGCUGCAAGGGAUCGGUGUAGUACGCAAAACGCCGUAUAUCCAGCAUGGCCAGGUCGAACAUUUGCUUCCAGCUGGUCAAAUCUGUAACGCUCAUGUGGAUCGGCAGCUGGGGAUCCGGUAUAUCGAUGGCCGCCUGCAGACGGUCAAACGCCUCGGCAAUUGGUCCCACCGAUAGAUUAACCCAGUACUCC